AUGGCAGUAAAUCAUCAUACAUUGCAUUCCGAAGAAAUAUCCCAUAUGACAGUUAAUUCACAUUAUGAUGAUGAUGUAAAAUCGUUUUCCCCUUCGAUUACUAGUCGUUCAUCUAUAUCGACAACAAGAUCGGGUUCAACCACUACAGAAGUUGGUCCCGAACAAAUCGAUCAAAUACGUGAUGCUUUUGUUGUAUUUGAUAAAGAAAUGACAGGUUCAAUAACAACAGAACAAUUCAGUAAAGUGCUCGCAGAUCUUGGUUACAAUGUUCCUGAGAGUGAACUGACUACACUUAUUAAUCAGCUUGAUAUGGAUAAAUCAGGAACUAUCGAAUUUGAAGAGUAUCUCAGUUUUAUGUUAACAUUUAUUAAGAAAAAUAUUACAGCAGAAGAUAAUUUAAAAGAUGCAUUUAAUUUAUUCGAUCAAAAUAAUGAUGGCUAUAUAGAAACAAAAGAUUUACGAGAAAUAAUGACAAAUUUAGGUGAAAGAAUUACAGAUGAAGAUAUUGAUGAAAUGAUGCGCGAAGCUGAUAUAGGUAUAGAAUCAUUUUGUUCUUCUUUAAUACUAUGA
Molecule: messenger RNA, 570 nt
Organism: Rotaria socialis
Lineage: Eukaryota; Metazoa; Rotifera; Eurotatoria; Philodinida; Philodinidae
Source: the annotation of a GenBank genome assembly